AGGAAAUAAGAGAUCUAAUUUGUUUUGAUUUCUCACCCGAAGAGUUAGUGCAUCUUCUUCACAUACAUUCAUUCUUCUCUACCAAACGUUACAUUCUUCACCUGAGUGAACAACAAUAGGACUAAUAUUCGACUUAACUUUUCUACACUCUCAAAAGCCAAAAAAACGUCAAAACAAAUUAACGAGUGGGCCAUUCUUUACAUAUUCACAACCCCUUUUCGUGAAACCCAAUUCACAUCUCCACUUUCCGUAAACGGUACUAUCUUUUCCCUUUUCUUUUUCUCUCAUUUUUCACUGCAAAACUUAGGGUUUAUGCUCUCAAUUUUCAUUUCAAUUUCCUCAUUUUUAUUCUCGCACUGUUUAAUGCUUAUUGUUAUUUAUCUUUUCUUGAAAUUUGCAUCAUAAUUAUAGUACUAUGUGAUUGCGAUGAUCAUGAAUUUGGGUUAAAUAUAUUGAGAAUGGGAGUGUUGCUGGUAGGUUUGAUUAAAUAACUGAAACGAAUUGCUUCAAAAAUGGGAGGUUGCUGUUGUUCUGCCAGAAAAACGCAUCUGCAUGGAACUCCAGUGUAUUACUAUUGCCCACCAAUUUUAGAAGAGCGUGAUUCUUUAACCUCUAAUGAUGGUCCGACCGAUUCACUCACUGCUGGAUUGCUGGUUGGCUUGAAUGUGGAAGAAUCCACACCUGAUACUUACCAGCCUCCUCCUGCACCACUCCCUUAUGAUACAGUCUUGGGAGGUCCAGCAUCGACAGACUCCAAGUCAGGCAGAGACACAGUUAGUGGUAGUAGUUUUGAAACUUUAGUUACAUGCGAAGAUAUUGAAGAAUGUGACCCUAAAGCUCAAGCUAAAUCUGCACCAUUAUCUCCUAGCAAGGCAGAGCUGUGCAAAUCAAUUAAACCUCAAGCACUGGUGAUAGAAGAAGAAGAUGGCUGUCCAAUCUGCCUUGAAGAAUAUGAUGUUGAGAAUCCUAAAACUCUUACCAAAUGUGAACACCACUUUCACUUGGCUUGCAUUCUUGAGUGGAUGGAAAGAAGUGACUCGUGUCCUAUAUGUGAUCAGGAGAUGAUAUUUGAUCAGGAACUUGACUAGUUUGGUCAUUUCAAGCGAAAAAAUCUUGCUAAAUACUUGAAGAGUAACUGGUUUGAUGAUGGUUUUGAAUAUUGAUUGACUUUCAAAUCUACAAAUAUUUAAAAGGUUACUUUUAGUGGGCCAAAUUCAUUCUGUAUACAAUCUGUGAGAAAGAUGCUACACCACAUAACAUGUCUCACUGACCAUGACUACAGUUACUCAUGUUGGAAUUUACCAAGAAAUCCAUAUUCACUGAACAGCUUCUUUCCCCUUGUUUCUUUUCUGGUCUCCAUUUUCUUGUACAAAUUGCUCAUAUUUAUUUGUUUUUCUAUAUUAUUUUCUACGUGGAGAGUAACAAAUAUUUACUGUUGUUGUAAAUAAUAUCUGCAAUUUACAUUUUGUUACAUUUUCAAUGUAUGUAUUCUGCUGGAUAUGUGCAAUGAGUAAUGACCAUAUUUGCAUUUUA
This is a messenger RNA of Lathyrus oleraceus (garden pea), 1533 nucleotides long. RefSeq names its product probable E3 ubiquitin-protein ligase RHB1A. NCBI's taxonomy places the organism in Eukaryota, Viridiplantae, Streptophyta, Magnoliopsida, Fabales, Fabaceae. Gene Ontology annotation, molecular function: ubiquitin-protein transferase activity. The record is from RefSeq and is a predicted model, not a curated record. The coding region runs from base 513 to 1088 and encodes 191 amino acids. The transcript is spliced from 5 exons.